Messenger RNA from Bombus terrestris (buff-tailed bumblebee), 454 nucleotides. Its product is annotated as small integral membrane protein 8. The record is from RefSeq and is a predicted model, not a curated record. Bases 24 to 281 code for a protein of 85 amino acids. Lineage: Eukaryota; Metazoa; Arthropoda; Insecta; Hymenoptera; Apidae. The transcript has 2 exons.
GUUUUAUGAUAUAAUAAUUAAUAAUGGAUAAGAAAAAUCAUAAAGCAGAACCUGGAGAUGGCUUACGCUCCUUGAAGAGUACAAUGUUAUUUCGUGCAAUUAAUUACGAAUUAUAUGUUAGACCGAAUAAAGUAAUAAUGAUUUUUGGAGCUAUUGCAAUGUUCAGUUGUAUAGGAUAUAUGGCUUAUAUGCGACGUAAUUCUGAUAAUACAAAAUAUCUUGCAGUUACAUCUGAUGGGUCAAUUGAUUCAAAAAAAAAAACAUCAAAGUGGACAAUGUAAUUUGCUACAUUUUAUAUGCAUUAAUAACAAUUAUAUGUUUAAGAAUUUACAUUACAUAAAAUACACAAUUAUUAUUUAUAUAUUCUUUAUUUCAAUACUAAUUGCUAAUUAGUUAUUACUCCUUUUCUGUGUAUAUUUCAGUGAUAUGUAAAUAAAUGUACUUAACAAUUUAA